GCGAAGCCUUUCCGUCAAAUAUAAGCGUCAGGAUAAUAUCUGAUAAUAAUCUUAUAUCCUUAAAUGUAUUUGUGAUUUCUUUCUUUGUUUGUGUUUUAAUUGAGUGAAAUCAAGGAUGGCAGAAUAUUUAGCUGCCAUUUUCGGCACAGAAAAGGAUAAAGUAAAUUGUUCGUUUUACUUUAAAAUUGGCGCCUGUCGACAUGGAGACAGAUGCUCCAGAAUCCACAACAAACCCACCUUCUCUCAGACAUGCUUAUUGCAGAAUUUAUAUGUGAACCCACAGAACUCAGCCAAGUCUGCCGAUGGUAGCCAUCUGGUCGCAAAUGUUUCUGAUGAAGAAAUGCAAGAACAUUAUGAUAACUUUUUCGAGGACGUCUUUGUGGAGUGUGAAGAUAAAUAUGGUGAAAUUGAGGAGAUGAAUGUAUGUGACAAUCUUGGAGACCACCUAGUUGGCAAUGUUUACAUUAAGUUUCGACGUGAGGAAGAUGCAGAAAGGGCAGUAACUGAUUUAAAUAAUAGAUGGUUUGGUGGUCGUCCAGUUUACGCCGAAUUGAGCCCAGUCACGGAUUUCCGUGAAGCUUGCUGUCGCCAGUACGAAAUGGGAGAAUGCACUCGAUCUGGUUUUUGCAACUUCAUGCAUUUGAAGCCCAUUUCUAGAGAACUCAGGAGAUACUUAUAUUCGAGGAGGAAAGCCGGUCGUAGGCGUUCCAGAUCCCGUUCACCGAGAAGACGUUCUCGCUCCAGGGAAAACAGAAGAGGAGGUUCCCGUUCACCGCGCCAUCGGGCAGGAAGAAGUGGAAGAUAUUGAGGAGUGGAGUCAUGUAAGGAAGUUGAGGUGGAGAGAAGCGCGAUUCAUAUUCAUUUCCAGUUUUUAAGAAAGUGCUGACAAAUUGAUUUUCAUUUUGAUAACUAUACAAACGGAUGACCUGCGUUGAAGAUAUUUGUGUUUCUUUCAUUAUUAUAUUAUAUAUCAUACGUUCGUUUAUUUCAUUAUCUUAUUAUUUGUUUUCAGUUAAAUUCACUCGAAACAACUUUGUAAUUAGCUUUAUUAAGAUGCAAACAGGGAUAUUGGGAAAUAAAUCUGUUUCCGCGUAAAGAAAAAAAAAUGUUUUAUACGAUUGAAAGUAAUAUUAAGAUUUCGCAUGAAUGUGUAUCUAAUGAUUUUAGUAAUGUAUUCAUAAGCACAACUAGUUUGAGUACAAUGAGUUUCAUUGAAUAAAGAAACAUCGUAAACUGA
Messenger RNA from Nicrophorus vespilloides, 1237 nucleotides. It is a transcript of the gene U2af38, whose product is annotated as splicing factor U2af 38 kDa subunit. Gene Ontology annotation, cellular component: spliceosomal complex; U2AF complex. Bases 116 to 808 code for a protein of 230 amino acids. Gene Ontology annotation, molecular function: metal ion binding; pre-mRNA 3'-splice site binding. The transcript has 5 exons. The record is from RefSeq and is a predicted model, not a curated record. Gene Ontology annotation, biological process: mRNA splicing, via spliceosome. Lineage: Eukaryota; Metazoa; Arthropoda; Insecta; Coleoptera; Silphidae.